Messenger RNA from Oldenlandia corymbosa var. corymbosa, 1224 nucleotides. The record is from the annotation of a GenBank genome assembly. NCBI's taxonomy places the organism in Eukaryota, Viridiplantae, Streptophyta, Magnoliopsida, Gentianales, Rubiaceae.
AUGGCGGCAGAAACAGAGCACCCACGUCUCAUCCUCCAUAACUUCCUCUCCGAAGAUGAUUGCAAGGAGUUGCAGUUCCUACACAAAAGCUGUUGCACUGUUGGAUAUAGACCCAAUGUUUUCUCUACCACUCUUUCUCAUCUGAUUGCGACUAAUUCUGCUCAUCUCCUCAUGCCCUUCGUCCCCAUCAGAGAGAGGUUGAAAGAAAAAGUGGAGGAGUAUUUUAAUUGCCAGUAUGAGUUGGUUGUUGAAUUCACCGGCCUCAUAAGCUGGACUAAAGGAGCAAGUAUUGGAUGGCACAGUGAUGACAACAGACCUUAUCUGAAGCAAAGAGAUUUCGCGGUAGUUUGUUACCUGAAUAGUUAUGAAGAGGACUUCAGAGGAGGUCUCUUUCGCUUUCAGGAUGGUGAACCGUCGACGAUAGUGCCCAUGGCUGGAGAUGUUUUAAUGUACACAGCUGACGAGAAAAACAUACAUGCUGUGGAUGAGAUAACAGAAGGAGAAAGAAUCACUCUUACUAUGUGGUUUAGCCGGGAUGCUUCUCAUGAUGAAGAUGCAAAACUGAUUUCAUUUCUGUCUCAGAAUUCACUGGAUAAAUUAGAGCGAAACUUUGACUCAUAUUUGCCAGUUCCUGCAUCCAAUAACAUGUACUGGUUUCCUCCCAGUGAAGGUUUAACAUUCCUAUCUGGUUUUGAUAUCCGUUGUGCAAGAUUGCAUACACUGGGACUUGACAUCUACUCUCCCAAUGAUCAUAUGCAUUAUCCAGCAGAAAAGUCAUCAAGCAACUUGCUAGAAUUACUGAUGGGCCCAUUGCAAUUGGCACACGAAGAUGAGCUGUUCAACAAGGUGUUUGUCAAUAUGAUGCAUGUUCUUCAGGUGGUACAAUUUUACUGUUACAAGUAUCCAUUUUCGUCGAAUGUUAUUAACGUGAAAGAAGUUUCAACGAAUGUUCUGCCUCAAUCAAAAGCACAACAGGAGAAUAUCAAUUGUCUAAAACUGGUGUUUCUAAAAGACCUUCUACAGGCAGAGACAUUUAUCAGAAACCUAAACUGUGGGAAGAAAUCACAAUUUAAUUUUGACUGGGCCAGUUUAUCUGCUGCACUAGUUGAAUGGGAAGCUUACACUGCUGCACUUGGGGAAAAAUUGCUCCAGAGCUUCCCGAAUUGGAAAGCACACGGUUCAAUUUUUGACUGUUCAGUAAGUCAUCUUAUUGAAAGCUUGUGA